This is a messenger RNA of Schistocerca nitens (vagrant locust), 600 nucleotides long. Its product is annotated as odorant receptor 43a-like. The transcript is spliced from 5 exons. Lineage: Eukaryota; Metazoa; Arthropoda; Insecta; Orthoptera; Acrididae. Bases 13 to 552 code for a protein of 179 amino acids. Gene Ontology annotation, cellular component: plasma membrane. Gene Ontology annotation, molecular function: odorant binding; olfactory receptor activity. Gene Ontology annotation, biological process: sensory perception of smell; detection of chemical stimulus involved in sensory perception of smell. The record is from RefSeq and is a predicted model, not a curated record.
UUCAAAUCAGCUAUGGUACCUGUACAGUUUCGUCAACAUUUAUCUUCAUUUCCUGGAGACUUGGGAGAAGAAGACAGGACGUACUUUAUUUUGGUGGAGAACAUUAAACACCAUCAACUGAUCUUGGUCUACAUCAAGAAGCUGGAGGAACUCAUGAGAACAUCAAUUUUCAUAAUUCUUCUUUCUAACGCACUGAGCAUCUGUUUACAUGUCCUUGGAUUGGCGGUGAUGCUACAGGAAGGAGUUGACUUACCUUCAGUAUUGAAGAUGUUAAUUACUUUUCCUGCCUAUUCUUGUGAAACUGGUCUCUACUGCAUGUUUGGACAAGCAAUAAUCGAUCAGAGUGAGCGCCUGGUGGACUCGGCUUUCAACUGCGACUGGAUCAACAUGGGCCCUCGGUUCCGGCGUUCACUCACCAUCUUCAUGCUCCAGGCGUCACAGCCGCUCAACGUCAAAGUCGGGAAACGGGUCAUCCUGUCGAGGCAUACAUUUCUGAGGCUGCUGAAUGGAUCAUAUUCAUUAUUCAACAUGUUACACGGAGUGCAGAAAUAGCAGGCAUCUGAAAAACAGUAGUAACAACUUUGCUACGUAUUGCUACAA